AUGAGGCUGCGCCUGUGGAGCCAGCAGGUGCCUGACUCUGGGCACGGAUCUGUCCCACCACCUCCAGCUCACACCAUUUGCUUGUGGGAUAUAAGUGCUGUUCCGAAAGAAGGUAAAGUGGUGGAUGCAAAGACCAUCUUCACAGGGCACACAGCUGUAGUGGAAGAUGUCUCCUGGCACCUGCUCCAUGAAUCUCUUUUUGGAUCUGUUGCUGAUGAUCAGAAGCUCAUGAUCUGGGAUACGCGGUCAAACAACACCUCCAAACCCAGCCAUUCCGUGGAUGCUCACACAGCUGAAGUCAACUGCCUCUCUUUCAAUCCCUACAGUGAGUUUAUCCUGGCUACAGGGUCAGCUGAUAAGACUGUUGCGUUGUGGGACUUGAGGAACCUAAAGCUGAAGUUGCACUCCUUUGAAUCACAUAAAGAUGAAAUAUUUCAGGUUCAGUGGUCUCCCCACAAUGAAACCAUAUUGGCCUCCAGUGGCACUGACCGCCGCCUGAAUGUCUGGGACUUGAGUAAAAUUGGAGAAGAGCAGUCCCCUGAGGAUGCUGAGGAUGGUCCCCCAGAACUGCUGUUUAUUCAUGGUGGUCACACUGCAAAGAUCUCUGAUUUCUCCUGGAAUCCCAAUGAACCCUGGGUUAUCUGUUCUGUAUCAGAAGACAAUAUCAUGCAAGUCUGGCAAAUGGCAGAGAACAUAUAUAACGAUGAAGACCCAGAAGGAAGCGUGGAUCCAGAAGGUCAAGGAUCUUAGAUGAUGGUCCUUCCUGUUUCUAGUCCUUUUCCUUCUCUUCCUUCUCAGCCCUGAUAUUGACUUAACACUGGUUUUGAGACACACGUAGACUUUGUGUUCAGCCAUCUUUCUGUAGAAACCAUCAGCGGUGCUUUUUACCCCGGGCAGAACUCCCCUAAGAAAAGGGCUUUUAGUCCAACUCAGCUGGUGCUGUGCUGCAGCUCCUCAGACUUCCCACAGCAACCUCUUGUGUACAGAGCUGGCCGAACCAUUUUAGCUGCCUUCCUCAUGCAGAACAAACUUUUUGUUGCUGUUUUCUGUCUUUAGCUUGCCACAGCUGCGGGCCUUUGCCUAACUUAAACAAAAGUUAAAUCAGCAGAGCUGCCAGAGGGUACUUGAGGCAGCAGAGAUGGUGCAAGUGUUAAUCCACCGGUAGUUCAGAAAGGAGUGGGGAACGUCUUGUCCUCUUCAGUACAGCUCAGAAGUGUUGGGAUUCUUUUAGUUGAUCUGUACCUGCGUGGCUUUAUCUGCCUCUGCAGAUACAUCAAGAGAUUUGCAGAUUCUGAAAUUGUAUUUCUUCCUGUACUUUCUUUUGUCUCUGCUGGUAAUUCUGGGUUUUUCAGUUCUUCCUUCUGUCCUUCCCCUUUCCUUCCAUCCCCUGGACGACAGUGGUUUGGAUACAUCAGCUGUUCCUGCAGAGCAUCACUCACCUUCCGUGCAUCUUGUUCUAUUGUGUGUUUCUUGAGCUGUGUUUUCACAUAUAUUUCUUUCCUUUCUGUGAAAUGGUUUUUAAAACUUUGGGGCCACAAAGUUGUAAAGGUGUCUGUUUCUACCAACGAUGUACCACAGAUGGCACAGCCCGGUGACCUACAGCAGCAGUGGUAGCUGGUGCAAAUAAAGCAAAUGAGACGUGGGCAAACUGCCUUUGUGGGAGUCAGUCCUUGACCACUACUUCCUGCCCAUCUUCCACCAGCGACCCGUUGCUCCUCGUGUUCCUCAUGACUAACUGCGUGUAAGUGCUUCAGAUGGAAUAAAUUUUUUCUACGUA
This is a messenger RNA of Meleagris gallopavo (turkey), 1777 nucleotides long. The record is from RefSeq and is a predicted model, not a curated record. Lineage: Eukaryota; Metazoa; Chordata; Aves; Galliformes; Phasianidae.